Solanum lycopersicum (tomato) is the source of this 2033-nucleotide messenger RNA. The record is from RefSeq and is a predicted model, not a curated record. Lineage: Eukaryota; Viridiplantae; Streptophyta; Magnoliopsida; Solanales; Solanaceae.
ACUUUGAGUACAGGGAAGUCUGCUGGUAGGAAUUCCUCAGGGCGUAUUACGGUUUUUCACCGAGGGGGUGGAUCGAAGCGAUUGCAGCGAAGAAUUGAUCUGAAACGAAGCACUUCGUCUAUAGGCAUUGUAGAAAGGAUAGAAUAUGCGCCUAAUCGUUCUUCUCGAAUCGCUCCAGUACGAUGGACCGGGGGGGGGUCCCAGAGAAAAUGCAACACGAUAGAAGAGUUCGCUCCGCCGCGUAAGAUCCUCGAAUCAAAAUCAACCACGACUACCCUCUGCGGUCCAUUUUCGUUCUCUUCCCUGCCCGGGAAGGGGGAUCAAAGAAAGGUAGCUUGCUUCUCUCCUGGACGGAUGGCGACUUAUGUAGUGGUCGGCCUUCCUACCAGAAUGCCUUCUUGGUCGAAGAGCCCCUUUUUUACUAGUAAGGACGCAGGAAGCAAAAAAACUUGCGCGAAGGACGUUUUCUUCUCUGCCCUCUCCUCUCCAAAGGCCAAAGGAGAGACUGCAUCCCUUUCCUUCGGUAGCUCUUUUGGUUUCCCAAGGAUAGCGGUAGCUGGGGCAAAGCCCGCUUUCUUCGCUCCGCGAAUGAGAGAGAAAGUCAGAGGAAAAAACACGUUCUCUCUUUGCGAGAUCCGAAAGUGGAGAACGCAUAGCAUUCUAUGGGUACAUAGGAUCAAACGUAAAGCAGCGCUCUCUUGGCAGAGUUUUAGGCGGCAAGAGACUUUAGGGCUUGUUGGAGCUUCUGAGCGUAACGAAUCGAAGCCGAAGACGGAUCAAGGUAGCUUGCCUGCCAAGCCGAUAGGCGAAGGGCUGAAGGAUGGAACGCGCAAAGUAGAUCUCACACGGGAAAAGAGGUCAAAUGGCGGCAAGGCCAUACGCCCGUUUGGCUCCUCGCGGAGUAUAGCUCACAUCCAACAUCUGAUUGGGGAACGGGGCAACGCCCAUGAAGCUCCGGCGGAAAGGGAAGGCCUGCCAGGCCGUAUGCCCAUGGGUGCAGGAUUCUUCGAAAAAGCGCGGGCUGACUCGGAGACCUGGGACCCUGGCUUAGUAAUGAAUGAAGGAAGCUCUUCGAGCUUUCUCCGCCAGCGGCUUAUGUAGUGGUCGGCCUUAUAAAGCUCGCUAAGCCUCGCUUCCCUCUCCCCUUCACUUAUUAAGUGGAAAAUAGUCGUCGGCAUUCUAUAAGCGACUUGACCGAGUCUACGAAGCUUUGCUUUUCUUGUAGUCGGCCCGUAAUGCCUCCCUUCAUUUGCUUGCCUCCUUUCAGCUCAGAAUGCCUAAUGCCUAUUAUUUAGUGCUAGAAGCUAACCGCCAUAAGCUCACCCUUCAGGUCUCGCUUCCAGCGCAGGAGGCCAAGCAUUCUGCCAGACGUCCCGGCCUGGGAGCCCCGUUCGCCUUUGGUACUUCAGUAGAUCUUCUAAAAAAAAAGCGCUACUUCAGCCUUAACUACAACUACAUUACGCAAGCCCCGCCGAUACCUACCUAUAGAGUAAAAUUCUAAUAAAAAAGUACCAGUGACGGCGACUUUCUAGGUUUAUGGAUUCAGUCAGCUAAACUCCAUCAAACUCCUCAAUCAAUAUCAACAAGAUGUCGUGACCGCUUAGGCUUGGUUUACUUUGGUUUGAAUGUAAACUAAAAUAAGCGGCGUUUAUUCAAACAAAGGGAGCCGAAGGUUUCCUUGUUUAGUAGUACGAAAGUAGUUCUACUAUUAAGAUGUUUAAUAUAUAUAAGAAAUAUAUAGUGUUGUAGCUGUAGAACAGAAUGACGUUCGCCCUUACUUUGACUUUCUGAGAAGGACUUAAGUAGCUAAGUUUCCAAAGGCGAACACCCCCCUGUCCUUUAUAGUAUAGUCGUAAGGGGCUUCUCAGAAAAGUAAGGAAGAAGGCAUUCGAAAGGCCGACCACUACCACUAUCUCAUAGGCAUUCUGGUGGUAAAACCGACGACUACACGGCUCUAUACCAAGUCAUGAGCGAUAGCGAAGCCAAGCCGCCGUCUAUAGGCGAAGGGACGAAAGCCCGACGAAGGCCUAUGC